Messenger RNA from Psilocybe cubensis, 468 nucleotides. RefSeq lists its product as uncharacterized. The transcript has 2 exons. The record is from RefSeq and is a predicted model, not a curated record. NCBI's taxonomy places the organism in Eukaryota, Fungi, Basidiomycota, Agaricomycetes, Agaricales, Agrocybaceae. The coding region runs from base 1 to 468 and encodes 155 amino acids.
AUGUAUCAACUGCUCUUGGUGCCCAUAAGAAUCGAGUCUUCUGGGUCAACGAUCAUGCAAACGCUUGCUGGCCUUGCCUUAGAUUCCAAGUCCCGCACAUCGUCGGCCAGUAUCCAGAAGGUGAUCAACGCAUUCCUCACUCUUAAUAUCAUCCAGAUGAUCGGCGUCUUCUCAAUGAUGAAAUUCGAUCAAUUCCGCCAACAGCUGCUGGUGGAGCAGCUUCCCCAGUACGAGCAGUACGAGGCAUUACCUGAGGACGACAACGUGGAGCCAAACUCAUUGGAAGUCUCGCAGGAGCUGCAGCCUCUAGAUUCACGACGCCCAAAGCGUUCUCACGAUAUGAUCGUGUCUCCUGCCGAGAGGGCGAGAGGGAAGGUGUUCUUCGUUACAUCGGCCCUUCUAAUUGCUGGGACAUGGUUACUAUUUAUGACUUCUGCAGGGAUUGAGUUUUGGUCUGCUAAAACAUAG